AUGACUAUGGAAAAUUGUACGAACACCAGUAGCCAUUUAAAACACGUCACACUUACAGAUGUGUACGUAUCAGUAUUCGAAACUGUUCUACUGAGCAUUUCUUUCGUCCUCAACUUGAUCAUCGUCAUCAGUGUCUAUCGUAGCCCCCGUCUGCACACGUUCUCAAACAUCUUUGUGGUUGCGUUAGCCGUCAGUGAUAUACUCUUUGCUGCAGCCUAUGAGAUACCAUCUGCAGCCGUUCUAUACAUUGCAAGUACACAUCAGGAAUUCCAUUUCCCCCUAGCUUUGCAAUGCAUGUGUUUAUAUUUAUCUUUUUGCAGCAUGAUCUGCAGUCGGUGUUGUCAUUUGGUUGUUUCCGUUGAACGCUGGCUUUACAUCGCCUGGCCGUUUGUGCAUCCCAGAGUGAUAACUACUAAAUCAACCAUCUGUUGUCUGAUAUUCGUAUGGAUGAUAUCCAUGUUAUCAGGCCUGCAGUCUAUCACAGACUGUAGGUACAGUUAUGUCGAGUUCAUGAUUGGUUAUGCUACUGUGGAUGCCAGUGUCCACUUUGUUGCAGGUGGGUUAAUGUUGGCCAUUUAUGUCCACAUCGGAUAUAUCAUUGGCCGACAAAGUGUGGCUAUUUUUAAAUCUCGACUGGCAGCCAAUAGCAAUGAUACUGGUACCAUAAAUAGAAGAAUUACAUGCAAUAUUAUUCGCUUGCCGGUUACUAUAUUCGGGACGUUCUUUUUGUUUGUAACUCCUUUCGUGAUUGAUAAUUUUUACGUUUAUGUAAUAAUCGGAAGCCCAUCGUUUUACAGAAAUAAUAUUGCUUAUGAUGUUCUUAGAGUAAUAUCAUUGUUUCACACCUGGAUCAAUUUCUUCGUGUACGUGCUACAGGAUAAAGAUUUCAGGUCAGUUCUCAAAUGCUGCUUGAUAAAAAUCGGAAAGGGAAUUUUGCGUGGUAGAAUUCACCCAAUUAUUAAUUAA
Messenger RNA from Candidula unifasciata, 966 nucleotides. The record is from the annotation of a GenBank genome assembly. Lineage: Eukaryota; Metazoa; Mollusca; Gastropoda; Stylommatophora; Geomitridae.